Spodoptera exigua (beet armyworm) is the source of this 711-nucleotide messenger RNA. Lineage: Eukaryota; Metazoa; Arthropoda; Insecta; Lepidoptera; Noctuidae. The record is from the annotation of a GenBank genome assembly.
AUGCAACCAAUUUUUUAUUUUACAACGGGCUUAUUGACACUUUUAGCAAUCGAUUGUAAAAAGAUAAAAAUACAAAUAGAAUCAGAUGAUUUAUUAAAAAUAUUCGAUGGAGUUAUUAAUUCAGAAACAUUAACGAACUUUGCACAACAACUUGUUCAACGAGGUAUAUCGAAACAUCGAGGUGUUAGAAACCCAUAUCACCCAGAAGAUGACCUAGUCAAUAGAUUUGACACAAUAGUUGAUAAAGAACAACGCUCGCCAGGAAAACGCCCAUUUCUCAUAGAUUUGACCAACCCGCAUCGAGGUAUACAAAAUGUUAAAAGAGAAACUGAAGUGCCCAACCAUAAUGUCGUUGUUAAUAAACAUACUGAAACGACAAAAGACCCGCUAGAUCAAGAAAAUGAACUAUUUCUAAGUGGAAAUGAAGUUGCCAAUGAUGAUAUUCUAACUGAAAUCGAACUACCAUAUAUACCGUUAAACGACAUAGAAGUAAAAGCAAAAAAUGAUGCAAUAAUUGAAAAAGAUGCAACUAUAAAGCAGAUUAAUAAAGAAAUAAAAAAUACAUCUGAUACCAAACAAAUUAUAUUAACAAGAAAAGAUGAACACAACAAAGGUUUGGAAUUCAUUGAUGAUAGAUCCAACUUUAAACCCAUACAAAAGAGGUUUGCUUUAAAAAAAUCUGAAUCAACUGUUAGUCCUUUUAUCAUCUAA